GCUCACAGGAAGCCACACACCCUUCAAAGGCACCUGUCCUUCUUAGCACUGUGCUUCUUGAUCAAGCCUGGCACUGCCUCACCGACCUUCCUCAGCGCCGUUUUCAGGAAAGCAAGUUUCUUCUGGUUGGGCCCAGACCUGCCUUGAAGAGGCUGCAGGGUUAAAGAAUGGACCCCACGGAUGUAGCCGACACCACACUGGAUGAAAGUAUAUACAGCAAUUACUACCUCUAUGAAAGUAUCCCCAAGCCUUGCACCAAAGAAGGCAUCAAGGCAUUCGGAGAGCUCUUCCUGCCUCCCCUCUACUCCUUGGUCUUCCUGUUUGGUCUGCUUGGAAACUCCGUGGUGGUUCUGGUCCUGCUCAAAUACAAGCGGCUCAAGUCCAUGACUGACGUGUACCUGCUCAAUCUUGCCAUCUCGGAUCUGCUCUUUGUGUUUUCCCUCCCUUUCUGGGGCUACUAUGCUGCAGACCAGUGGGUUUUUGGACUAGGCCUGUGCAAGAUUAUUUCCUGGAUGUACUUGGUGGGCUUUUACAGUGGCAUAUUCUUCAUCAUGCUCAUGAGCAUCGAUCGGUACCUGGCAAUUGUGCAUGCAGUGUUUUCCCUGAGAGCGAGGACCUUGACCUAUGGGGUCAUCACCAGCUUGGCUACGUGGUCAGUGGCUGUGUUUGCCUCCCUUCCUGGCCUUCUGUUCAGCACUUGUUAUACGGAGCGCAACCACACCUACUGCAAAACCAAGUACUCUGUCAACUCCACGACAUGGAAGGUUCUAAGCUCCCUGGAGAUCAACAUUCUGGGACUGGCGAUACCCUUGGGGGUCAUGCUGUUUUGCUACUCCACGAUCAUCAGGACUUUGCAGCACUGUAAGAACGAGAAGAAGAACCGGGCGGUGAAGAUGAUCUUUGCCGUGGUGGUUCUCUUUCUGGGGUUCUGGACACCUUACAACAUAGUGCUCUUCCUGGAGACCCUGGUGGAGCUGGAAGUCCUUCAGGACUGCGCCUUUGAAAGAUACCUGGACUAUGCCAUCCAGGCCACAGAAACCCUCGCUUUUGUCCACUGCUGCCUUAAUCCAGUCAUCUACUUCUUUUUGGGGGAGAAAUUUCGCAAGUACAUCAUACAGCUCUUCAAAACCUGCAGGGGCCCUUUUGUGCUCUGCCAAUACUGUGGGCUCCUCCAAAUUUACCCUGCCGACACCCCCAGCUCAUCUUACACGCAGUCCACUGUGGAUCAUGAUCACGAUGCUCUGUAAAAAAGGAAAAUGCAAAGCACAGAGUCAAUAAGCUUCCCACAUGCAGAGCUUACUUAAAAUUGUAUUUUAGUAAGAGAUUCCUGAGCCAGUGUCGGGAGGAAGGCUUACUCACCCUGCAGUCAGCUUUUCUCUCCCAGUGGACAAGUUCAGCCUGACAAGGGUCAUCUGGACUGAGGCGUCCUUCCUUGCACAGGCUUGCCUGCAGGGAUAAGUCAGUCAGAGGAGAAUUCUGAGCAGUGUCUCAAUGAGUAUGUAGAUAAUAUUGCAAGAGAAAGACCAUUCCAUUCUAACCUGAACUGAUGGGCUUCUCCAAAGAGAAUCGCAGAGCAUUGACUGACAGAGUAAAUUGCUACCUUCUGCUGUGAAAAAU
Molecule: messenger RNA, 1617 nt
Organism: Propithecus coquereli (Coquerel's sifaka)
Lineage: Eukaryota; Metazoa; Chordata; Mammalia; Primates; Indriidae
Gene: CCR4
Product: chemokine (C-C motif) receptor 4
Exons: 2
Coding region: 168-1247 (359 amino acids)
Biological process (GO): G protein-coupled receptor signaling pathway; chemotaxis; immune response
Cellular component (GO): membrane
Molecular function (GO): C-C chemokine receptor activity
Source: RefSeq, a predicted model, not a curated record